CUCGGUUUCCCAUCCUCGUCCUCGUCGCCUCCCCGCUAGCGCUAGCUUUGCCCCCACCCCUCGAAACCCUACCCGCACCAUGCGCGAUCGAUCGGUCGAUCGCGAAUUCCCCAGCCGCGAGCGCGGGGAUCGGCCGCCACCCGGGAUGCUGGGCCCUCCGCGCCGCGGGCCGGCGUACAAGACGAAGAUGUGCGCGCUGUGGCAGCGCGGCGGCUGCUCCCGCGACACCUGCAGCUUCGCGCACGGGCGCGCCGAGCUCCGCCGGUUCCCCGGCUCCCGCACCUCGUUCCCGCCCCGCGCCGGGAGGGGAGAUUAUAGAGGCGGUGACUUCAGAGAAAGGUUUGAUAGGAGGCGUUCGCCUCAUAGGAGGCAUUCCCUUGAUAGAGAUUCCAGGGGUCAUCGUCCUCUUCAUGAUCGAAGACCAACUUCUCAAGAAAGGGUUUUACUUGCAGAAUCUAGCUAUUCACGAUCCCCCAGCAGGAAGAGCGAUAGGAGGCAUGAUAAGAACCCUGAUGAUGGAGAAACCAACUCAUCCAGGAGCUUGAGCGUCUCUGACAAAAAUGAUGAUAGAAAAAAGGAGAAAAUCUUAAGUGGUGAUGAUAAAGAGGAUCAAGAAAUACAGCUGAAACAAAUAAGACAGGAUACGGAACUUCUGCGUGAGGAUAAAUCUCACUUGGAGAACAUUUUGGAUGAGAAGAACGCUGAAGUACGCAAGAUUUCUAGCAGGGUAAAUGAUCUUGAUCUGCAGAUAAGGAAGGAGAAAGAGGAAUGCCACAGGAUGACCUCAAAAAUAAAGAAGUUCAUUAAAGCUCAUGCUCGCUUUUUGAAAGCACAGGAAGAAUUGAAAAGGUCACAAGCUCGUUUUGAGAGACUUGGUGAUUUGCUUGCUUCGGAUAUUCUGAAGCGUGGUGCUAACGAAGAAGUUUCCAGUGUCAAUGUUGAUGAAGAUCCAAAUGGGCCUUAUGAAAGGAGCCCAAAUGCUGCUACAGCUAAGAAGAGAUCAAUCCCUUACUCAACAAGUGAAGAAGCAAAAGCCGUAAAGAAAAGGAGAGAUCGUGAUUCAGAAUUUGAUAAAUCAAGCAAGGGAACUGAGCCAACAAAAGCUUUAUAUUUGAAGAAGAAAUUGUGGGAAGAUGAAAAGGAUAAAAUAGGCAAUGUUGUUUCCUCGGCCAACACUGACAAGGUCAAAGAUUCUCCAGCCAAACAUGUUUUACCCUCCACUGGUAUGGCUGCUCAUGCUGUGGAUGAUCUAUUUGAAGCUGUUGAACUGGAGGAUAGGCAUGAUCCAAUAAACACAUCAGUAGAAAAUGAUGCUGGUGACGAAACUAGGUCGCCUGCUAUGCCCCCACAGCCACCACCAGUGGUUAAUGCUUACGAGCAGUAUGAGGGUGAUGAUGAGGAUGUCGACGUGGAGUAAGUGGAUGUCGAGAUGGUAGAGAUGAUACUGGAAUAAUCUGUUUGCUCUUGCCCAUGUAAAGUCAAAUGUAUUUGGUAUUGGGAGUUUACCUUCUAUAAAAACAUCUUUGAUGGUAGAGGAUGCAGUUUAAGCUGUCUGUUAUGUGCAGCUCAACAUUUUUCAUGAUUGUGACACCCCAAAUAUCCUGUUACCUGUACCUAAUAUAUCCCGCGGACGCUAAUCUUCUCAGUGCCCUGGUGCUUGUGAUGCUGUUUCCAUGUGUUCUGCUGAUGCUGUGCUGUUUUGCAGCUUGUGAAUACUGAUGUUUUAUGAUCGUAUUAUUCGAGUUAGUCGAUGCUGGUGAAGUGGCUUA
Panicum virgatum (switchgrass) is the source of this 1769-nucleotide messenger RNA. Its product is annotated as zinc finger CCCH domain-containing protein 13-like. Lineage: Eukaryota; Viridiplantae; Streptophyta; Magnoliopsida; Poales; Poaceae. The transcript has 11 exons. The coding region runs from base 80 to 1417 and encodes 445 amino acids. The record is from RefSeq and is a predicted model, not a curated record. Gene Ontology annotation, molecular function: metal ion binding.